AUGCUCUCAUUUCGCAACCCCUUCGUCACUAGCACGAGCAAAAAGAGUGUCGAGACAAGCCGAAAGGAGCCGCAUGGUUUAUUCGUGCUGUACCCGACGCCAGAGGACAAGAUAGACAGCAAAUGUCUGGAGGCAGACAUCGUCGCAGUCCACGGCCUCAAUGGCGACGCACGCAAAACAUGGACGGACCCCGAGAGCGGAAGCUUUUGGCUGGAAGAGUUCCUGCCCGAGAGGGCCAAGACGGCCAGAAUCAUGACGUUUGGUUACGACUCCAAAUUGGCAUUCAGCAAGUCAAAGGCCGGGGUGGAGACGUUCUCCAGAGAGCUGCUGGGCAAGCUCAGGCUGGUUCGGAUCAGUUACGAGGCAGUCGUGAACCAGGCUCUAAUCAUGGCCUACAUGGAGCACGUCAACUAUGGCGACAUCUUGGACUCGACCAUCGGCAUCGUCUUUAUGGGCACACCUCACCGGGGAUCCGACCUGGCUUCGUGGGGACUAAUGGCCACGAACCUCGUCAACGCGGCAAGCCUUGGGAUGGGGAUCAACAAAGAGCUGCUAAAGACUUUGAAGGCUGAUUCGGAAAUGCUGGCUGGCAUCUCCACGCAGUUUGUGCACCGCGCGACCCCGUUGAAGAUUAGGACUUUUACCGAGCAGCAGGUGGAACGCCCACUGACGACUCUGGUCGUUCCCGAGAGUUCUGCCAUCAUCGGCCUGCCCAACGAGAUUGUGCUGCCUUUAAAUGCCAACCACCGCAGCAUGUGCCGGUUCGCAUCUUCCGAUGGCCAAAAUUACAAAAUCGUCGAGGAGACCAUCAUGGAGAUUUUGUCAGGUUGCAACAAGGCUGAACUUCGGUACCCCCUGCUGAUGGGUGCCAUCCUCAUCCCCGUGGUCGGUCUAACAAUCAGGCAAUUGGCUCUGUGUGAAACAGAUCUCAAGGAAUACCGAGAUUUCAUUGCCCACGGCGGCAAACGUGAAUCCAUCGAGCACAACUGGGUUGACAAGUUCACGAGCCGCGUCGAGGUUACCCACGGGCGACCCUGCGCCAACCCGAAAAAGGGCUUCAAGAUAAACAUCGAUCAGCCCAUAGCAGCCUUUUUCGGCAGAGCUUACCCCAGACCGCUGCAGGCUCUGAGGAAGUCUGUCUUGCCAAACGCCAGCGGUUAUGGGGACUUGAAGCCCACGGUAUCAUCAGACAGCAUCAUUGAGUUUGGUCGCGACAUGGACGUGCCCGAUCUUGCGAUAUCGUUUAUGCGCACCGCCCGGCUGCCGUGGUGCGAUGAGACAUAUCAGCUACCGCCAGCCUCGGGGUCAUUUCCCCUUUUUGACGUGCAAAAGUUUGCAGGCAGAAUGACGGACUCGAUGGCUACUCAGGGUGGCAUAUUCAUGCCAAUAUAUCAAAUGGAAGCUAUGUGGAUCAACUUUGUCAAACUCGGACACGAGACAUGCACAAAAUUCGCCGUGCGGCCUUUUGUCGGUGGUGUCAACACCAUCUCCGGCCAGGCCCUCCACUGCGCCACAAUGGACGCCGUUUUGCCCAAGAAGAGGUUGCUGUCCAAAAAGCAGGAUUAUCUCGUGUCGCCAGACCAGAAGAGGCUGGACGGCACCUCGGUCGAGCCCGGAGUCGUGCGGCAGUUUGUAGCUACAGAGAUGGUGUCGGCUUCGCGCAAGGAUUACUUGGCGGCAAAGGAGGCCGAGUCUGAAGACGGGCGCCAAGACGAGCGCCAAGACAAGGAGACACCCGCAGGCGCGUCUGUCGAAUGGCAAGUGACAGGAAACGACGAGUUUGGUGGAUUGCAGCUCCAAAUAAUACCCACGCACGAUGUUCAGAGCAUGCAUGCCGGCUCCGAGGAGAACAAUCUCUUUCUGAGGGGAGAGGGCUCACGGCGAUAUGACGUCCUCAAGACACCUAGAGAGCACGGCUUGGUGGCUGGGAACAUCAUCCACAUCAAGGAUCUCAAGAGUGUUCUUCCCCGCAGACGAAAGACGCUGUCAGACCUUGUUGAUGAGCUUCCGGCGGAUGGGCCAGCAGGUAGAGACGGGAUCAUGACCGAGAUCGAAGUUGCGGGAAACUCUGCAAUUCUCGAAACGUUUGACAUAAAAGAGCAGGGAGAUGGGGGUAGCAAGCUCAGUCUCCAGUUUGACACCAACGAGGAAUUCCAAAAAGUCGAGGCCGUGAUGAUAAGCAAAAUGGGGUACCAAGACAGUAAUGUGCUCAUCUUUUGCGUUUGGAAAAGAAGAAACAGAAAGCCCGGGAUCGUCCGGGUCCAAAGUUGGGGAGACGUACGCAGCGGCACUCCUCGUAUCGAGCCACAGACAGGACAGGCGUCGUCAAGGAAGAUCUGGGACAUUAUAACUGUGCCAAUCGGCUCCACGCCCGAAAGCGACUACAUCCUCGAGGUCGGCAUGGCACCCUGGAACAGCGCGGAGCACACAAAAGCCACGACGCCAGCUAGAUUUUGCAUGAUUUUGAGCUCGGAAAGCACCAUGGGCCACCUGCGCGGCGAGCUCCAACAGUUUCUCGGUCCUCGGGUGGACGAUGCUGCUUUCAAGGUCGCCGGGCGGUUUUGGGUUUUUACCGACACUCUGGAUGACGACGUGCAGCUCAAGACGGCUGAGCCUAAGGCUGGUGAGUUCGUCUGUAUUUGCAGGGGCGCGUCGACCAUAGGCCGCAUAGACUUUCUCGCCGGCCCCGGUGUAGACAGCAGCAAGGCCUGCAGGUUGGAUAGAGGUUAUCGGGACGAUGACCCACUCCUGGGUGAUGCUGGUCAGAUGGGUUUGGCGCAAAGCUUUCCCUACCAAGAUGGCCAUUCAGGUUUCUGUAGGCCAAAGUUCAGCGGGGCCGAUUAUUCGGGCCAUUCAGAACUACGGCACGAACCCUAUUACGCCGCUUUACCUGCCGCCUCGUAUUCUCCGGGCCAUCCCGCCGCACCUCAUUACCACGGCGAGGUCAGCCACCGCAGCGAUGAUAGACGCCACAGACACCACAGCCGCCGCAGAGAUGAUAUCCAAGUCCAGCACGAGGACAUGACUUACAACAUUGACGUUCCGCCACACUCUCGGGAGCAAAAUGUAUGGUUCGUCAAGCUUCGACUGUUCGCCUUGACCGGCAUACAGCCACGCCACCAAGUGCUGCAGAGCACAGGCAGGCCUCUGGCGGACACAUGGCUGCUCAAUCACUUUGUUGGAGGACCUACACUCAGCCUCACAACUCAGCCGCCGACAUGCCCGGCAGCUUUGGGCGUCGGGGCCGGCGGCAAGAUCGAACAGCACAUCGAGCCCGACUACGACAACCCCCGGAUCUGGGACGUGGGCAGCUCCAAGAUCUUAAACGUGCAGCUGCUGGACGCCCACACCUUCAAGACGGUCACGGGUCAGGACCCGCCGCCGACGCCUCUGAGCCCGGAGAGGUACGCCGAGCUGGGCCUGGCGUUUGAGAAGGCGUGGAGGGACGAGCUAAAGGGCCCUGGCGUCUCGGGGAGGGCAGAGGAUGGAACGUGGGGCGGCGUGUCGUCGCUCCAGGGGCCCAUGGAGGUCGCUGCGGGGAAUGCGGGCGUGCAGAUCCCGGCUGCGGACGAGCUCGACAGCGGCGAGGGUUCAAGUGCUGGUCCUGGUCUUGGCGCAGUCAGUGGCGGGUUCUUUGAGACGGCUGCAGACUUUCCGGUCCUCCUCGAGGAUGUGGAUGACACCGUGUCGCAGUUCAAGAGUGCGAUGGAGGCUGAUGUCGAAGACGAUUGGUCGGACUGA
Molecule: messenger RNA, 3741 nt
Organism: Pyricularia oryzae 70-15
Lineage: Eukaryota; Fungi; Ascomycota; Sordariomycetes; Magnaporthales; Pyriculariaceae
Exons: 9
Coding region: 1-3741 (1246 amino acids)
Source: RefSeq, a predicted model, not a curated record